UCGCAUGCUGUCAGUGUCGAACUGUCAAACACAUUUCGGCAUCAGAAAACGCCAAAGUCAUCGUCUUCUCUCGUCGUUUUGGUCAGCAAUCUGUGUUCCAUUUUCGAGUAAAUUUGAGCUGCUUUUUAUUCGAAACAUUCGGGUUAAUAGUUGUUGAAGCUUAGAAAAAGGUAGCGCACAAUGGAUCGUUUGCUUCGACUUGGUGGCGCUAUGCCCGGAUUAACGCAGGCUCCUCCCCCGACGGAUGCGCCCGUUGUGGACACAGCAGAGCAGGUUUACAUCUCUUCGCUGGCCCUACUGAAGAUGUUAAAGCACGGUCGCGCAGGAGUUCCGAUGGAAGUUAUGGGGCUGAUGUUGGGUGAAUUCGUCGACGACUACACGGUUCAGGUGAUCGAUGUUUUCGCGAUGCCACAGACCGGAACGGGGGUGUCGGUCGAAGCCGUCGAUCCGGUGUUCCAGGCUAAGAUGUUGGACAUGCUGAAACAGACGGGCCGCCCGGAAAUGGUCGUCGGUUGGUACCAUUCCCAUCCGGGUUUCGGUUGCUGGCUUUCCGGUGUAGACAUCAACACCCAACAGUCGUUCGAAGCCCUCUCGGAACGGGCCGUGGCCGUCGUCGUCGAUCCGAUCCAAUCGGUCAAGGGUAAGGUCGUGAUCGACGCUUUUCGGUUGAUCAACCCGAACAUGCUGGUGCUGGGCCAGGAACCCAGACAAACGACCUCCAACUUGGGUCACCUGCAGAAGCCGUCCGUUCAGGCUCUGAUCCACGGACUGAACCGUCACUACUACUCGAUUAGCAUCAACUAUCGGAAGAACGAGCUGGAGCAGAAAAUGUUGCUCAACCUUCACAAAAAAUCCUGGAUGGAUGGGCUCACGUUGGCCAACUACCAGGAACACUGCAGUAUAAAUGAAAGCACCAUCAGCGAGAUGUUGGAGUUGGCAAAGAACUACAAUAAGGCCUUGGAAGACGAGGAAAAGAUGACGCCGGAGCAGCUGGCCAUCAAAAAUGUGGGCAAGCAGGACCCGAAGCGGCAUCUGGAGGAAAAAGUAGAUACACUAAUGUCCAACAACAUUGUGCAGUGUCUGGGUGCGAUGUUGGAUACGAUUGUGUUUAAGUAAGCAGCUGCUGCGUGUUUAGGGACAUUUUCUUGGAUCGUCGUGGUGAGUGGAUUCAUCGCACCCUCUCAACAUUAUUAUGAUCUUAAUGAAAAUCAAUGAUUAAAAUUUACUAUUUUAUAAGUACA
This is a messenger RNA of Uranotaenia lowii, 1241 nucleotides long. Its product is annotated as 26S proteasome non-ATPase regulatory subunit 14. Lineage: Eukaryota; Metazoa; Arthropoda; Insecta; Diptera; Culicidae. The transcript is spliced from 4 exons. Gene Ontology annotation, biological process: protein deubiquitination; proteasome-mediated ubiquitin-dependent protein catabolic process. The record is from RefSeq and is a predicted model, not a curated record. Gene Ontology annotation, cellular component: proteasome regulatory particle, lid subcomplex. Bases 181 to 1116 code for a protein of 311 amino acids. Gene Ontology annotation, molecular function: protein binding; proteasome binding; metallopeptidase activity.